GUCAUCAAAAAGCGCUUAUGUUUGGGAGAAGAUUGCAGCAGACAAAUGAGACCUCGCUGAUUGCUAUCAGAGGGAGUGCAGUUUAACACCACAGAGAGACCAUCUCUGUUAAACGAUAUUUCAGAGGUAAGCAAGGCGUAUUGUUUAACGUUUUUCUUAUCAGUGCUCUGACUGGAUUGACUUUAUUACUCUGAAAAGUAAAGGUAGAAGUUUUGAAUACGAAUGACUAGAAAAUUAAUCCCUAAUUUUCAGGAUUAUUUACAGUCAUCUAUAAUCAGGAUUCUGUCCGAAGUCAGUCGGCAGUAGUCUUCGUGAGCCCUCUUCCUGAUGUGUCAGGUGGAUGAAGUCUACAGUGAUCACCUGGAGCGCGCGGCGGUGCCCAGGUGAGUCAGUGACGAGCCUUUGAGCUCCUCAGGUAUUACCUAAACGUGAAUGUGCUGUCUGUGAAGUCAAUAUUGUGGUCAGUCCCAGCUGUGGAAUCGUGUGUGUGUGUGUGUGUGUGUGUGUGUGUGUGUGUGUGUGUGUGUGUGUGUGGUCUGUCACCUUUGAUAGUUUCUGAUAAUGCAUUUUUCUUAAAUGAAUGACGACAGAAACAUAAGUGUAAGAUAUGAAUCCAUCCUGGUGAUGUUUUUUGUUUCUCAUUUGUUAGUGUUUCAAAAAAAUGUCUCAAAUGCAAAGAGGCGGCAGCAGCCGUGGUCAUCAGAGCUGGACAUUCAUACUGCAGGUGAGGCAUGCAUGAGUGCUACAGGUGAUGGUUAAUAGUCUCUGUGUAAGGAUUUAAAAGAGUAAAGAGCAGUCUCUUUGUGGUUUUUAAUAUCCCAUUAUGUGUCACUUAGACCACACCAGUGCACCAUCAAAAAGUGCUUCCUCUCAGAGUGGGCUCCUAAACAGCCAGAAACAUGGGUGUUUCCGCUGAAAGUAUUUUGUGUGCAUACUGUAUGUAAAAAUAUGGAAUGAUCCAAAUAAAGGCUAAUGCUUCUCCUGCUGAAACACCUUAAGGCCUGUUUAAUCAGUGAGACUGCCAUUUAUCAAUAAAAAUAGACUAGACUUUAGACUAAAAAUAUUCUCAUUUAGCUGUGAAGUGCUUUGAAGAUUACACUUUGAUAUUACUCACAGUGAUAUGACCUAUGCGUAGGCGGCAUGCUCUCAUUCGGUGUUUACAGCACUACCUCUGACUGUUAAGAAAACCACAUAGAAGAAUUAUUUGAGUGUUUUACGGUCCAUCCUUCAUCUUUACCAGUCUGUGCAUUUCACCUGCCACAUGACUGUUAAAGGUGUGGGUAGAAAAGAUUGAAACAUGAUGUUUGUUUAAAUUUACAAGACUUUACUGUGUUUUUACACAUUUGCCAAAAUAGUUUUUUCUGUUUCAGGGGAUGUUUCAGGGAAUACUUCAUCCACAAGUUUAGAGCCAUGUUAGGCAAAAACAGGAUCAUUUUCCCUGCAGAGAAGGUAGGCUGUAAUAACUUAAUUUGUCAUGACAGGAAACUGUAGAUUAAUUGACUGUAGUUUACAUUCAGAGUUCAAUUAUGGCACAUAAUAAUUAACACAGGAAAGGUUCGAUAGAUUAAUAUGAGACUGCAGCCUUGUAUCUUGUGUACUCUGAUUGCAGGUGCUGCUGGCUGUAUCUGGAGGUCCUUCUUCCUGCUCGAUGCUCAGUCUAGUCCAAGAGGUUUAUAUGUUUGACUCUCUCUCCCACGUGUUUCCAUGUGUUCCCACCACAAAAACAUAGAAAACUGUGGUUACAAUAAUCUAUGUGAUUAGAGUAGAGUAGAGUGCUAUUUUAAUUUUAGUCAUUAUAAAUGUGUUUUUGUUUUAGUGAGUAAUCAAUAAUCCUUUUUUUUUCCUCUCAGGGUUUGAGUCAGAGUGCUCACAAGAAGCUGAGAUUCUUACCUGGCAUUGUCUACAUUGAUGGUAAAUGACAUUGCAACAAAACACUAUGUUUAAUAGUGAAGUGUAUGGCUUGGGGGAAUUUGAUUGGUCUGUAAGGAUUCUUUAAAAAGUCAACACUGGUUGUAUUCGCGUUUUUCCAGAGGGGGGUGCUAUCAGUCAAUCAAUGGAGGAAAGACAGAGGAUUGUGGCUGAGUUGCAGGCUGUAUUCAAAGGCACUGGUUUCCCCUUUCACAUUGUGCCUCUUGAACAGGUCAGUGUGGAAACGUCAAGAUUUGCCUUAAAUCAAAUACUAAUGAAGUUGCAUAAACAAAUAAAUUAUUUGUAUAUAAAGUUAUGAAUCUGCAACUACAAAACAGUUGAAACUGUAGAAAAAUAUCAAUUUUUAAGGUAUUAAAAGCAUUCAAACCCAAUAUUACAUUAAAAAUAGGGAAACGACAACAUACCAAAUGAUAAAACCGAUCAGGCUUAUAGUGAAGAAUAUUCAUUCAUUUUGAUUUUGGUACCAGCUACACCUUGUAACAGGUUAAUCCCAUGACAGGACUUCAAAAGGGCUCAGGUGACCACACCUCAUUCCAGUUCUGCAUAGCAGUGACACAAAGUCUGGUGAUUGGUUUGACUAUGUGAUAAAAGGUGGACCAUCAGAUCCAUUUCAAAGCAUGCACUUGUUUAGGCCCUGUUCUAAAUUCAUGCCAGUUACCACAGCUGAUCAGAUACUGAAAUUGUCCACUAACCUUCCACAGGUCCUGGACCUUCCCAGCUCAGUUCUGGUGACAGGCCCACCAACCUCAGAUCAACCUGCCAGUGCAUACAAAGCAGCUGUAGAUCACUUCAUUCAGAACAACAGCAGUAUCUUUUCAGCACCCCCUGAUCAGGAGGAAACAUCGCCACCAUCUCAGAAGGAAACUUCACUCCCUGACAUUCAAGAGUCUCGUGUUCACCUUCUGCAGCAGCUGAUUGGCUCUGUCAAGACACUGACAGCUAAAGCAGACCUGCUAAACAUUUUGAGGUCAGACUGGGGGGCUGUGUUACUGCGUUACACAGCUGUAUGAUUGUUUUCAGAUUUAUGAUCUAUUAGUUUAUUGAUUCUUUGAUCAAAAAUGAAAAAUAACUUAUUUAUAUUGUUGUUUUGGCAGCUCUGAAAGUCAUUUUUCCCUCUGAAAUCAAAGCCAAAGUCUGUCACAUCCUUCCUGUGUUUAAAACACUGCGUCAUUCUGAGAAAGUCAGGUCAUUUGUAUCUGUAAAUGUCUCAUCUUUAAACCUCUGACUGCUCUGUGUGUUCCUUUUACAGGCAGCAUCUACUGGUGCACACAGCUCGAGCCGAAGGUUACAGCAAGCUGAUGCUGGGAGACAGCUGCACCAGACUGGCUGUUAAACUGCUCACCAGUGUGUCAUUGGGCAGAGGAGCACAACUGCCUCAGGAUACGGUGUGUGUGUGUGUGUGUGUGUGUGUGUGUGUGUGUGUGUGUGUUUAUGUGUGUAAAGGAAACGGUUGUCUUUGUAGCAGAUCUGACUCCUGUUUGAUCGUGUGUGUGUGUGUGUGUGUGUGUGUGUGUGUGUGUGUGUGUGUGUGUGUGUGUGUGUGUGUGUGUGUGUGUGUUUGUUUUACAGGGUUUUUCAGACCCCAGAUAUGGUGACAUAACAUUAAUGAGGCCAAUGAGGGACUACUCAUCAAAAGAGAUAGCUUUCUACAACCACAUGUUUAAAGUGCCGUCUGUGUUUAUACCAAGCUUGGAAACGAAGGUAAGAAGACAGCAAUUUAAAAAGUCUUUAUUUGUACAUAAUUUACAGAAAGAGCUGAAUGACUGCAAAACAUGCAGCGUAACAGAUAAGAGACAAGGCAGCAGGUAAUAAGAUUCAAGUUAUUCUCACUAAAUGCAUCAGAAUUGGAUUUCACAAAUAAACAUUACUUUCAUUUUUCAAUUCACUUUUAGUAGCUGAUUGCACAGACAGAUUUCUAGUACAAAGCAAGGCAGUGAAAACAACAAGAACAAUAGAUUGGUUUACUUGAAUCCUUCUUUAAAAUAAGCUGAGAUAGAUGUUGUUGUUUACAACUCAGUUAGUGAGUCUCUGUGUGAUUGAACACGAGUACAUCUCCAGUUUGUCCAUCAGUUUGUUUUUGUAUCCGUCCAACAGACUACGGACAAAGCCAGUAUCCAGCGUCUCACAGAGGGCUUCGUCACCAAACUGCAGGCAGACUUCCCCCACACUGUCAGCGCCAUCUACAGGUCAGUAGGCUAUAUAAGUAAUUAUGAUUAACUACUUAUUUUAGUGUUGAAUAAAAUGUUUUAAGAGGUAAAGUCUAAAAAGCGGGACGGUGCAGCGGUGAGUGGCACACUGAUAGUUUUGUUUUGGGAUCGUUGCCCCUCAGAUGAUUAUGAGGGCAGUCAUGGGGAUGUUUCCUUUGCAUGUAUGCACACUGAGAUGCUUUGUACCACCUGCAUGUUGGGACAGUUUGUCUCGUCAUAUUCACUGAAUCUGCUGACUUUCUUGAUUUAAACACUAUUAAACCAGAAAGUUUAAUAGUGUUGAAAGGUUACAAGAUUUAUGCAAAGGCCAAUCAGACGUUCAGUCCAGUGCCAUCAUAACAUCAAACUGGGAUGUCUGCCUGAACAACCCUAAUGACCUGCACAGUGUGGACACACUAAUGUCUAUUUCAUCCUCACUUCUGAGCAUCAUCAGCUGUUUGUCAAGGGAAAAGAAACAGAGGAACUCUUGUCAUGCCAUCAUUGCUCACUUCUCCAUCCCUGACCAUGUCACUGAAGAGUGAGAACUAAAAAUCUUAUCUCGUAGUUACAACUUCCUUUUCUUUCAGACAGGCAUACAAAAUAUUGAAGAAUUAAAUAUUCAAGAUUUCAAAUUUUUGCUGUCCCUUUUGUUACAAAUUUCUGUAUGAUGUUUGUUCAGUGUAUUAUUUCUAGAUGAUUUUUUUUCACUCAUUUUAUCAGUGUUUUUAUAAUGAUGUCAAAGCCAGUUUUUAUUUUAAGGAACUCGAUUCACAACAACACUCAAAGAACCAGGUUGGAAACAUGAGCCACAACGUCUAAUAUUCUCAUUUAAAGGUUUAUUAUGUUGUAUUUAGUGUCAUUUAGCAGAACAGACUUGGUUAAACUGGAAUAUGAUAUUUUAAAGUUUGUUUGAAAUUGUGUGAAAGCACUUAGAUAUAAAAAACAUUUUGUUUUUAUUUACUUAAAAUUAGUAUUUUAUACCUAAAGCAGGUCCUCCUCCACAGGGGCUGCUUUCUUACACCACCACACCUCUACAGGAGGACAGAGUAGAUAAACUCAAGUGUUAAGGAUAAGCAAGGCAGCGUUUCCAGCCUAAGUCCAACUGUCAGGUAUCAUAAAUAUUACUCCUUCUCUCCUUCUCUGCACAGUGAGCCUUUCGGAUGAAAAAAAUCAAGAUGUAUUUCGCAGGAAAAAAAAUGACAGUGGAUCAGAAGUAGGCAUCUUUGGAACAAAAUAUGACCUAAUGUAUUUAUUAAACACAUUUUAUUGCCCGGUAGAUUGACUACCCCCCCCCCCCCCCCCAAUAAAUUAAGUAUCGUGAUUCUGAAAAUAAAGACCCUUUCGAAGUUAGUAUUUAACAGAAACUUGUCACAAACCCUAUUUCACAGUCACAAUUUUUAAAAGUUACAUUUGUUGUCAGAGUUUAAUGAAAGUGUUUUGUUUAUUUAUUUUUAAUUUUAUUAUUUUUUUUUACUGAAAGUUUGAACUGAUAAAUCAGUAAAAUCAAUUAGUGUUUCCAUUCCAAAAAAGAAAAAUUAUGUAGAAAACAUUAGCUGUGUGGUCUAAAUGAGGCUUCAACCUUUUCACAUGUAUGUCAUUAAAUAUUCAAGGACUUCAGGGAAUGAUCUCUGCUCUGCUGGACCUGUAGGGCACGUAUGCAUCAUUUGUUAUUUUGGGGAGAAAGACUUGCAUGAGCUUUGUGAGAAAAAAAUCUGAAUUAAAACUUUAUGAACUGUCUGACUUUUUGACUCUUAUUAGUCUGAUUAAGAAACCAUAGUUAGUGUCUGAAAACCUGUUCUGUGUUCUGUAGGACCAGCGAGAAGCUGCAGACAGCAUUUCGGAGCUCCUCCACAGCUGAUUCCAGUGGCAGAUGUUUGUUCUGCAUGUGUAUCCUGGAUACAGCUGUUGGUGAGUAUUGGAUAAAAAGAAUAUUUUUGGCUGUCAAUAAAAGACAACUACUGAAUAGAUAAAGGUUAAAGAAUGACGCUAAUUAGCAAACAAGUGUGCGGGCUCUAUCCUUGUUGUCUUUUGAAUAAGGUUUAAUAUUGGUUUGUAGAAUAACAAAGCGGAUCUGCAGCCUCUCCUGAACUUCCAUGUCUGACUCUUGUCUGAGAGGGGAGGGGGCAGAUGCAGAGACAGAAAUACACCAAGAUAAGCAUGGCGAGCACUAGACUACACUGAUUGAGAAUUUGACCCCAAACAGAGCUGUGGUCACAAUAAUGUGUGUCCAAGUGGUACAUUAAAAAUUAAAAGCCAUCCCUGUAUUCUUGCCCCUUGUGUGUAACUGUAUGUGGGCCGUCUGCAGUGCUGAAGCAGACCGAGGUGAACUGUCAACAAGCACAUUGACAUCUUUGACAUCUUGACUCUGCAACACUGAAACAAAUUCAAUAUAGACCAAGAGGACAUGGAGUUCCCUAAAGGAGUGGGGAUGCAUGCAAGCUUAAUGUUAGGUCAACACAGGAGCCAGUUCAUGCCCCUUAAAGAAGCUGCUGUACGUUUGCAGAGGCUGUUUUUCCUUCACACCCUCAGGACUGCUAGACUGUAGGAUGUCUAAAGAACAUAUUUAUAGGCAAUUAAAAAGGUGAUUUUAUCAUGGUCUUCUUUAUAGGGCUGUUCAUUUCUUUCUUUGAAAAUCUUCCAAUCAAAAACAUACUAUAGAGGGGCUGUAGUAAAUAUGCAUGAGUCUAUAAAUGAGUCUUUAUCGCACAGGUAUUUUUCCUUUUGGGAUUUAUAAUUUGUUUCUUUCCGUUUUUCUUCUGCUCUGCUCCCUUUCCCCCCUUUUUUUUUUUUUUUCAGAGAGUGCUUCAGCCUUCAAUAUGACACUGAUCUCAGAGCAGCUCUCUCAGACCAAAGCUGCCGGAAACACCAAAGCAGAGCUCCAACAACAAAGUCCAGGUAAAUGUUCCUCUCAAUUAAUUAAAGUUCAGUUGUAUCUUCUUUACUAUACUCUCUGCAGUAUAGUCAUUUUUACUUUGGUAGUCUGAUGAAUUCAGAGUCUUUUUUGAUAAACGUCUGGAUUUCACUUGAACAGUUCACAGAUGAACCUGAAAUAUCAGGAUACUUAUGGUUGUCGUAGUCCAAUAUAAAUCCAUGUUUUGGAGACUGGGUGCUGUCAGGAGAAAUUCAACAGUAUACAUUUGAGUUGAGUCAGUCCUUCAAUGUUUGUAAAAUCAGUCUCCUGUUAUGUCAUGAAAGCUGAACCUGAAUCAAGCGCUCCUGCUGGACAGUGCUGCUCCUCUGGAGGAGGAGAGGAUUGUGGGAGAGCAGCAGGUGGUGGCGGCUGCUGUUCUACAGACAAGUAAGUGUUAAAUGAUUUAUUCACAUAAUUUCAGCAGCGUGUAAGUUCAUGUCCAUAUCUUACAGGAGUAUUUAAACAGCGCUCGACACACACAGGAAUGUCCGCAAGUGUGUUUCAGCCUUGAGCCACCUUCAGUAUGUGAGUUACUUAGUUCCACUCGUUCUCUAUGUUCUGCACUGCUAACCCUGGUGGGUGUCAGAGGACCCUAGAGCCCAUUCCAGCAGUCACUGAGUGAAAGGCAGGGUGUGUUCUGGACAGGUCAGUCAAGAGGGUCUUCCUCAGUCCACUAAUGUGCCUUUGUGUGUCCCUUACCUCCAUCUUAGUGCCUCCUGGAAAGGAACUGAAGAGGAGAUGUGUAAAUGGAGGAGGCAAAUUUUGUUAACUGAGUAAUCCUUCAUUUUGGGGUCAGACUGAAUUGAAGUCUGAAGGCAAGCUGCACUGCUGUCUCACCCGUCAAACCCACAAUAUGAAUGCUGGAAAACAUUUGAUAGACUUGAGUGUGUCCUGUGUGGAGGAGGUACUGCUGGAAGUGUAACAAAAAUGGGCAGAUAAUUUUUUUUCUGUGAUCUUUAGGAGCAUCAGCGGGGAACGAAAAAUACACUGAAAACAGAAAUAUAACACAAUAUUCAGAGAAUGCCCACACGCUCCAGAUUAAUCCAUUAAGACCUGAAUCCUUCUGAGACACGGCUCUGAAAUCCUGAGGGCAAUUUUGAGAAGGGCCUCCAGAUCCUGAGGUUUUCUUAAGUGUUGAGGUUUACAAAAAAGCUGAUAUAUCAGCCUCUGUAGCAAAUAGAAACAACAUUUUAAAAGUAUUUGAGAGCUUAUACAUGAAGCUUUCAAGAUAACUAUCUUUUAUUUUUCCGAACCCUCAUCACAUUUUUGAAAACAUUGAACAAUCAAACUCAAAUGAAAUAAAGUGGCUGUAUAAAUAGAAGUAAAGACUGCACUGGAGAAUAACAAACAGUUUGCUUUCUGUAAAACAAGUGGCAGUCAUGAUAAAGUUUCCAUUCAAUACAAAUAUAAAAAAUUAAGUGUUGAAAGGGUAUGCAGCUGCCCCAGUAUAGUGCCAGUACAAAAGCAACACUAAAAACUAAAUGAAUAAGUGUCUGACAGUGUGUUCAUCUCUGUGCUCACUCAAAGUCAUGCAACACUCACAGAAAUCGCAGAUAGUGUGAGCCAAAGCUCUCAAUAUGAAGAGGUUGUUCACACUGCUGAAUGCUUCUUUUCCGAAGCUCAGUCAUUGUUUACUUUACUCAUGAAACACGUUGCAGGAUCUUAGCAUGAAUCCGAUCGCUUUAUGAACCUAUCAAAGUGGGACGGGUAUGAUGAUUUGAUUCUCCACGACUCGAGAAAUGAUUGAAAAACUACUGAAUGUUACAAAAGGACGUAUACGCGCUCUCGGCUUGGAAGGCUGAAAUGCGUACAUGCUGUCCCGGUUUAAAUGGGUUAAGGGACAUUACACAAGCUCAAAUUUGAGGAAACGUAACAGAAAAAAGAAACGGAGCAGGUCUUGAAGUGAAGUGGAAUAAAUAUUUACGUUUCAUGUGGGCUGCACGACUCAGUGAAAUGUUGUGGCCAAACAUGGUUUAUUCUAAUUGAAGCUCACACUGUGUCAGGCUUCAUCCAGCAUUGACUUUGAGUCUGCAGCCUCCAUCAAAAGAGGCUCUUGCAGAGAAGACCCGCAGCACCUUAAACAGAGGCAGAGGAUUACAUAACAUUUUCUGCAUUCAAAGUGUGCCACCUGGAGUGUUAGUUCAAGGCUGUUAAAGACUUGGUGAAUGUCCUGUGAUGGCAGUUUGACUGUUCUUUCUUGUACUUCAGUUAGAGCACAUACAGGUUUGCUGGGAACUUAACAGAAGCAUAUGUAUUGAAAAUAUCAAGGGACAGUUUUCUCUGCAUCUUCAGCCAGACCUGAGGGCACUUUCACAGCUGAUUGUCUUGGUUUAUCUUUAUCAUGUUUAGAGGAAGCAGUGGCUGUCAGACCAGCAACAUCUCAGUGUCUGAUAAAGCAUGGUUAAUGUACCUGCUGAAGUUAUGAAACAAGUCUUACUGAGCUGCAGUUAGACAGUGUCAUUAUCCUCAGAGAGCCUUUGUGACUGAGUUUUCCGUGUCACACUGUAGGGCAACAGAGACACCUAAUCUGAGGAGCCUGCUUUGUUACAGCUGUCAGCUGACCAUCAAAGACAUGGUGAGUGAGAACCACUGAAUGUACUCGCUGAGUGUCAUGAUCACUGUUACACGCAAACAUCCUUUGUGUUUGCCGUCAGCUACUCAUCCAGAACCUAAAUAUGUUCAGACCUUGACUUUAAGGUUGUGUUUUCUCUUCCCCCGUUUUACCUCCAGUCCUCCGUGGAUCACCUCCCACUCUACAUCCUGUCAGAGGCUCAGCGGAGGCAAAGGAGGUACAGAGAGCAUGCUGUUUACUUAUCACUCUUCAUAGUUGAGUUAAAGAAGGAAUACCAUAUGCAAUUCUCUGACCUAUGACAUGACAUGACAACCCUGCAUGGAUUCCUGUUCAAUAUCUGUAAUGUUUCACUAAAAAGGAUCAUUUAUUUAUUUGUUAAUUAUAUGAACUAGCCAUAGCUGAAAUCCCACAGCCCCAAAACUACUGCAAAGAGAAGCCUCAAACUUAUUCAUGGAAACUUUGCUUCUUUUGCAAAUGGGAGUUUUUUUGGUUUUCUUUUUAAAACUCCAGCUGUUUUGAACCAUUUUAAUCCAUAAAUUAGUCAUUCAUUCAACAGUAUAGGUAGCCACACAGCUGCUUAUUUAGACAGAAAACAUCAACAUAAACUAGGGUGACCAUAUUUUGAUGACUGAAAACCAGGACACUCAGCCCAGCAAUGAGAUACUCAAAUGAUACUGGAAGUUUACUCAGAGAUGUUUUGUAAUUUCAAUAUGCCUCCUCUGUAUAGACAGAGAAUUGUCAUGUUACCGAAUACUAUCUGGAACCAAAGAGACAAGUUUAGGUAGGCCUCUCAACCUGCUGAAUUGUGACAAGUUUUAAAAAUAACAAAUGAAAUAAUGAUAGAAAAAAUGUCUCUUAUGGUUUAGAAAAAUAACUAAAAAAUACCUCUGCUAUAUUAGCCAUCCAACUUCAAACAAAAAAGCUCUCACAAACUUACAAACACGAACAAAAAAUAUACACUGCCUGGCCAGAAAAAAAAAAUUGUCCCCACCAAAAAAAGGUCACACUAAUUUUUUGUUGGUCUGCCUUGUUUGGAUAAGCUUCUGCAAUGUCACAAGAUUUAUUUCCAUUGUGUGUUGCAUUAAUUUUUCACAAAGAUCUUGGACUAGUUAUGGGAGAGUAUGAACACUGUGCAAAGCCUUCUUCAGCACAUCUCAAAGAUUCUCAAUGGGGUUAAGGUCAGGACUCAGUGGUAGCCAAGCCAUAUGUGAAAAUGACGUCUCAUGCUCUCUGAACCACUCUUUUACAAUUUGAGGACGGUGAGUGCUGGCAUGGUCAUCUUGGAAUACGCCCGAGUAUACUGGAUAACCUGGUCAUUCAGUCUAUUCAGGUAGUCAGCUGACCUCAGUCUUUGGGCUCAUAAUGUUCCUGAACCUAGAACUGACCAACUGCAGCAACCCCAGAUCAUAGCACUGCAUCCAUAGGCUUGUACAGUAGGCACUAUAGGCUGUAUUGGGACAGAGGAAAAAGUGCCUAGAAAGUGAAUCUCGUUCCAUAAAAUAGCUUUAUUAAUAGUAAGUACUAAAAAAAUAUAUCUACUCAUGCCAUCCGGCUGAUUUUUAGUAAUCAGUGUUUCGGUGUCGGACUAUUUCCUUUCUGCAGCAUAGUGAUACUUGCACACGCGCAAUCGAAUAUGCAGAGGGGUGAAGCGAUUUUUGUCACGUGGACCAAUAGGAGCCGAGUCUCGUUGCCAUAGUAUCAGAAAUACACAAACAUGGCGACGAGCACAUCUUGCAGCGAGACAAGCAAAGAGGAAGAAAAGGAAAGGGAAAAAAAAAAUGAAAACAACCUUCAAAAGUGCAUAAAAAAGGAACGAAACGAUUCUAUAUGCAUCUAUCAUCUGUCCAGAGUGAAGACGUUCUCGACUUUACAAUGACACAUUGGGAAACUUACAGAACUAGUAUUAGAAAGUGGCUUUCUCUACAGGGUGAGACAAAAGACCAGCCAGAAAUGUACAUAUAUGUGAGUAACACAAAAAACAACUGUGCUGCUGUUUUAGCUUGUAGAAACUGCUAUGUUGAUUCUGGCAAGACAAAGUCUUUCUCAAAUGUCAGGUAUAACAUCUGAAACAGUUAUUGGUGCCUUAGUAUAUGCAUAAGUGAAUUCAGAUUAUGAAAUGUAGCAAAUUUCUUGAAGAAAACGUCUCAACUCAAGUGAUUUGCACCCAGCACAAUGAAAUAUAUACAGUAAAUUUAGCUAAAAGCUUAUGUUUCAUACAUAAAAAUGACACAACCUACUGUGUAAUAAAAGCAAUAAAAUAUAAACAGAACAUCAUGGCCAUAAAUGGCUGAAAGUCAAUCAAAUUGCUACCACGCCCCCCAAAAUUGGAAUAAUGGAAAAAAUGUAACAAAACAAAAAUAAAUGCACAAAAGGUCUGAAUUAAUUCAAAAUAUGGUAUAAAACAUUUAUUUAAGUAUCACAGUGUCAAAACAUCUGAUAUUUAUCAAUCCCUCCAGAAUAUGAAAAUAAAGAUCAAAACACAAGCGCAGACAAAUGUAGAACAAAUAUAAAAAAAUUAUAAAAAUCUCAAAUCUCGGUGUAGCAAUCCUUUACACAAAACAAAUUGUACAUGGUGACAUGGUGCAUAUAUUACGCAUCACUAUCACUUUCAUCAGAGUCAUCAUCCCAUACAGCUCUUUCUUCUGUUUCCUUUGAAGCAUUCUCACAUGCUUGGCACCGACAUAAAUCUGUACAAGAUAGUCUUGCAGACAUACAAGAACAUCCAUACAUUCACAGGUUGUGACUCGACCAGUGCCUUUCAUGGCAAGGGCAAAAAAAAAAAAAUUCUGUUGCUUGUCAGAAAGAAGAAUACCUGACUGGGUUUGCAAAUCUGGGCAACAGUUUUAACCUUGACCAAUCCACCUUUAACACGCUAAGUAGUUAUGUGUACCACCUGUAUGGCCAGUCAUUAGCCAAAAAUGUAAAUGAUGCCAGAUACAAAUCUUUCUGCAUGGCCUCGCCAGCUUUGCCAGAACUGUCCAUUCCCUCAACAAGUAACGCCCUGUACCAACACUGCAUGAGAGCAAACUACCAAGCAGCAGUGAUGAAACAUUCUCUGACUGGUAAAAUGUGUGCCCCUUCACACUUUCUUCACAAAUCCUGCCCCUGAUAGUGUUUUGCAUAUAGUCCACUGUAGUUGCAAGACAACCAAAUGUGAGACUAAACGAUGUUCUUGUAUGUCUGCAAGACUAUCUUGUACAGAUUUAUGUCGGUGCCAAGCAUGUGAGAGAGUUGAGACGUUUUCUUCAAGAAAUUUGCUACAUUUCAUAAUCUGAAUUCACUUUUGCAUAUACUAAGGCACCAAUAACUGUUUCAGAUGUUAUACCUGACAUUUGAGAAAGAUUUUGUCUUGCCAGAAUCAACAUAGCAGUUUCUACAAGCUAAAACAGCAGCACAGUUGUUUUUUGUGUUACUCACAUAUAUGUACAUUUCUGGCUGGUCUUUUGUCUCACCCUGUAGAGAAAGCCACUUUCUAAUACUAGUUCUGUAAGUUUCCCAAUGUGUCCUUGUAAAGUCGAGAACGUCUUCACUCUGGACAGAUGAUAGAUGCAUAUAGAAUCGUUUCGUUCCUUUUUUAUGCACUUUUGAAGGUUGUUUUCUUUUUUUUUUUCCUUUUCUUUUCUUCCUCUUCGCUUGUCUCGCUGCAAGAUGCGCUCGUCACCGUGUUUGUGUAUUUCUGAUACAAUGGCAACGAGACUCGGCUCCCAUUGGUCCACGUGACAAAAAUCGCUUCACCCCUCUGCAUAUUCGAUUGCGCGUGUGCAAGUAUCACUACGCCGCAGAAAGGAAAUAGUCCAACACCAAAACACUGAUUACUAAAAAUCGACCGGAUGGCAUGAGUAGAUAUAUUUUUUUAGUACUUACUAUCAAUAGAGCUAUUUUAUGAAUCACAGUUUAUGUUGCCCCACUGAAGUGGAACGAACCAACACGAUCUCGCUCAGCCAAUACAGCCUACUAGGCCUGAUGGGUGCAUCACUUCACCUGCCUCUCUUCUUACCCUGAUGCGCCUGUCACUCUGGAACAUGGCUAAUCUGGACUCAUCAGACCACAUGACCUUUUUCCAUUCUUCCAGAGUCCAAUCUUGGUGCUCCCCAGCAAACUGAAGCCUUUUUUUCCAGUUAGCCUUACUGAGUAGUGGUUUUCUUAAAGGCUACACAGCCGUUCAGUCCCUUGAGUUCCCUUCGCAUUUGUGCGUGUUCUACUGUUGUCUUUCUUCGAUUUGAUUUGACCAAACAUUUAAGUGAUUUCUGAUUUCUUCACAUUUCUUCCUGGAAGACGAUGGUUCUCUACUAUCCUUCCAGUUUUUAAUAAUGCGUUGGACGCAAUUUUAGAAGUUUCUGCAAUCUCCCUAGAUGUUUUCUAUGCCUGAUGCAUGCCAAUGAUUUGACCCUUCUUAAACAGACUAAGCUGUUUUCCACACCCACAGGAUAUGUCUUUUUCUUUAAACUUCUUUAAAAUGCUGUAAUUAUCCAAUAGGAAGCUUGUACCUAUUUGAUUAGUUCAAUCCAGGUGGGGACUUUUAUUUUGGCUAGGCAGUGUAUAUUUACUUGUUUUUUUCUUCAUCCUAGUGGCUCAGUUUAGUGGUCCAAUGAAUACCAGGACAUUUUCAUCACUUUAUAACAAUCAGCACAACCAAGACAGGAUGUGAAACGGGACAUGUCUUGGGAAAGCAGGGCGUUUCGCCACCCUAACAUAAACCAUAAUAGUAGAAACUAAAGUCAAGAAAUAACCCAGCACUCUUACUUUCUCUCCUUUUAACCUGUUUUUCAAUUUGUGCAGGUCUCAGAUGAGAGAGGAGAUCAGUGAAUUCCUGCUGGAUGGUGAAGAUGAUUAAGAGUUGGACUGAGUGUUGACUUAAAAGCUGAAAUCAAAUAUCACUUUUACCUUUGCACAGUUAUUGAAUAAAGAGGUUUACCAAACAUUUGGUAAACGUGUAUUUCUUA
This is a messenger RNA of Xyrichtys novacula (pearly razorfish), 14541 nucleotides long. The record is from the annotation of a GenBank genome assembly. NCBI's taxonomy places the organism in Eukaryota, Metazoa, Chordata, Actinopteri, Labriformes, Labridae.